GUUGAUUGGUUGCAUGAUGAUACAGAAUUACACAGUUUCGAGAAGUAUGAAUUCACGUCGCGCGUUUUGAGGAAGGAACAUGACAAUGCUGCAGCCACUGAAACAUGUAACCAAAGGCAGAUCCCUCUUCUCUUCUUUCCUCAUUCACAGUAUCCACCCUUCUUCCUUUUCUUCUUCAUCAUCUUUUUCUUCUAACUGCCACACCGUCUUAAGAAAAAUAAACCAAAAUGACGUCGCAUCCUUCAUCAAGGACUGGUUCAGCACGCGCGACCCACUCAUCACCCGAAUCUUUCAGAUUCUCUCUUCGACGGACUCCUCCAAUAACGACGCCGCCCUCGAUGCCUCUCUCUCCACCCUAACACUCCCCCGUCUCGAUGAGUCCUUCGUCCUCACCGUACUCCACCAUGGCACCGCCGCCGCACACGUCUACCCCUGUCUCCGCUUCUUCCAUUGGGCCGGCCGCCAGCCCGACUUCCACCACACUCGCGGCACCUUCUCCGCCAUCUUCCGAAUCCUCGCUCGCGCCCCAUCAGGGAAAGACCUCGACGAAUUUCUUCAAUCCUUCCGCCGGCGUGACUCCGCCUUCUACCCCCGUGUGCGGUUCCACGAUACUCUCGUCAUUGGAUAUGCUAUUGCGGGUAAGCCUGAGAUUGCACUCCAAGUGUUUGGUAAAAUGCGGUUUCAUGGUUUGGACUUGGAUUCUUUUGGUUACCAUGUGCUUUUGAAUGCCCUUGUUGAUAAGGAUUAUUUCAAUGCUUUUGAUGCCAUUGUUAGGCAGAUUAGGAUGAGAGGUUUUGAGAAUCGGUAUACCAAUGCUUCUGUUAUGAAGAGGUUGUGCUAUCUGGGGAGGUUGGAUGAGGCCGAAGGGUUCUUGUUUGGCUUGGUGGAUGGUGGCAAGGAGCUUCAUGGCUCCGAGGUGAGUGCUCUUGUCAGUGCUUUGUGCGGGAGCAAUAGGUUUGAUCAUGCUGUUAGGUUAGUUAGGGAGCUUGGGGAUUUGGGGCUGGUGCCGCUGGAUCAUGCUUAUGGAGUUUGGAUAAAGUGCCUUGUGCAGGGUGGCCGGUUGGAUGAGGCCUUGGAGUUUUUCAGACAGAAGAAGAGAGAUGAAGGGUACAUUCCUAGUUUGGCGAGGUACAACAUGUUGAUUUACAGGCUCUUGAGGGAGAACAGGCCCGACGAGGCGUGGGAUUUGUUGAUGGACAUGUAUGAGACUGCUAUUCCACCGAACUCGGUUACCAUGAAUGCUGUGCUGUGCUUCUUUUGCAAGGCGGGGAUGGUGGAUGUCGCUCUUGAUCUGUUCAAGUCGAGGUCAGAGUUUAUGCUGUCCCCAAAUCAUAUGGCUUAUAAGUACUUGAUACUUACUUUGUGUUGGGACGGAAACGCCAAGGAAGCAUUCACUGUGUUGAAGAGCUCGAUCAAUCACCAUUAUUUUCCAGAUAGAAAGACCUUUACUAGGCUUGCCAAUGUUCUGUGUAGAGAGUGCAUGAUUGAUGAGAUGAAAGAGUUGCUCCAUCUUGCCUUGGAACGGAAAAUUAUGCCUAAUGCUUCCACAUAUGACAACUUUAUAAUGGCACUGUGCCGGGCAGGAAGAGUGGAAGAUAGUUAUUUGAUACAUGGGGAACUUAAAGGUGCGUCUGCUAGCAGGGCCUAUGCAAAUAUGAUCAAGGGUUUUAAAGAGUUGAAUAGGGGAGAUAUUGCUGCUCGUCUUCUCGUUGAAAUGAAGGAGAAGGGUCAUAAAGUGACACCGGCUCUAUGUAGAGUUGUUCUUUGUUGUUUACUUCAGAUGGACAAUUCAAGGUCUCGGUUUUUCAGUUUGUUUGAGAUGCUGUCCCAUAAUGAUCGUCAACAUUAUAUUUAUGAUUGUUUCAUUGAUGCGGCUGGGCAUGCCAAGCAGGCUGAGUUGGCUUGGAAUGUGUAUGAGUUAAUGCUGAGGAAUGGCAUUCAGCCCACUUCAUCUUCUCAAAUUCUUAUGUUGAAAGCUUAUUUCAAAAGUGGAAGGACUUCUGAUGCACUUAACUUCUUUAAACAUGUUUGGUCCCGUGGAUUGGCUACUAAAAAGUUAUAUAAUUGCUUGGUUGUUUCUCUCUGCAAAAGCAAGAAUCCUGAACCUGCGUAUCUGCUCUUAAAACAAAUGUUAAGUGACGGUUUUCAUCCAAGCAUUGAAUGCUAUGAGAAUCUUGUACUGGCGCUUUGUUUAUCGAAAAGAUAUCAUAAGGCAGUGUAUCUUGUUAAUGUGUAUGAGAAAAUGGGACGUCGAUUAACCUCUUCUCUCGGUAACAUACUUCUUUCUCAAUCUCUAUCUUCACUGGAAGUUUACAAUGCCUGUGUUCGUUUAAGAGGAGUGAAAGAGGAGGGAGGAACUGAUUGGUCAAUGCUUAGCUUUGUGGUUGGUGCAUUUCAUGAUCAUCGUAGCGUUAGCCAUGUUGAGGACUUGGAGAAAUUGAUAGCAAAGUGCUUUCCACUUAACGUUUACACUUACAAUUUGUUGUUGACAAAAGCAUGCAAGAGUGAUGAUAUGGAGCAGGCUUGUAAGUUGUUUGAAAGGAUGCGUCGAAGGGGCUUUGAGCCCAACUGGCGGACUUAUACCACCAUGCUUGAUGGUUUCGAAAGGCAUGGGAUGAGAGACAAGGCUGAGAGGUGGUUUCAAGAAAGUAAAAGGAAUUAUCCAACAAAGGAACCAGAAUGAUCAUUUAAGGAACAAUUGAUCAGUAUGCGUUAGAUAUCCAAAAUGGUCCACCCAAUUUUAGUAAGGAUAUUGUUUAGAAUUGCAUAUUUAUCAAAAGAAAAAAGUUAUCUUGGAUGCAUUGGAUUUAGUUUUUUUUUUUGUCUGUAUCAUUUAUUAAUAUUACAUCCUG
Molecule: messenger RNA, 2852 nt
Organism: Arachis stenosperma
Lineage: Eukaryota; Viridiplantae; Streptophyta; Magnoliopsida; Fabales; Fabaceae
Product: pentatricopeptide repeat-containing protein At1g71210, mitochondrial-like
Exons: 2
Coding region: 80-2683 (867 amino acids)
Molecular function (GO): protein binding
Source: RefSeq, a predicted model, not a curated record